Molecule: messenger RNA, 4165 nt
Organism: Pseudophryne corroboree (corroboree frog)
Lineage: Eukaryota; Metazoa; Chordata; Amphibia; Anura; Myobatrachidae
Product: zinc finger protein 436-like
Exons: 12
Coding region: 128-2017 (629 amino acids)
Biological process (GO): regulation of transcription by RNA polymerase II
Cellular component (GO): nucleus
Molecular function (GO): DNA-binding transcription factor activity, RNA polymerase II-specific; RNA polymerase II cis-regulatory region sequence-specific DNA binding
Source: RefSeq, a predicted model, not a curated record
CAAUAAUUGUCCCUUCCAGGAAGGGACAAUUAUUGGUGUUCACUCCCACCGACAUAAGUGACAAGGGAUUGUACGCGCAGACACACAGGCAUUAAACAAGAAGGGAGACGUCACCUGAAGACCAGCCAUGGAGGUCCAGGUCCUGGAACAUAUCCGGCACUCUCUACUGAGUGACAGAAACAAAGACCUGAUCAUAGACAAGCUGCUGAGUCUCACCAUGGAGAUAAUCUGUCUGCUGACUAGAGAGGAUUUCAUUGUUGUGAGAAAGUCGGGUGACCAGGUGACAGACAUCAACGGCCCCCCUGUGUCAGACAGAAGCAGCGGCACCCAGAGUCCAAACCCGGAGGCUCCACCUCAUGCGCCAACAGAGGAGAGGAGCCGUGACAGGAAUAUCCAGGCACCUACUGAGGUAUAUCACAGAGAGACAGGAAAGGUGCCUGGGAAGUGUAAGGACGUGGAUGUUUCAUUCUCUGUGACAGAGUGGGACUAUUCAGAUGGGUACAAGGACGUUGUAAUGGACCCUCCGCAGCUGCGUGACUCAGUGGGUGAGUGUAGCUCUAGAAGCCCCCCAGGACGAUGUGAGACCCCUCUGUACUCUGGGGAUUAUAUAAAGGAAGAGAACCGGAUUCUCAUAGAGGAUUAUCAGGCUGAGCCGGGACACGGGGUGUAUCACCCGCAGUGUAAGGAAGAGGAGCCCGUCCCUGAUCCCACCAGCUCAGGUGGGUGCAGCUCUAGAACUCCCGCAGACCCCUGUGAGACCCCUCUGUACUCUCCGGGCUGUAUAGAGGAAGAGAACAGGACUGUGACACAGGAAUAUCAGGAUGAGCCGGGACACGUGAUAUAUCACCGGCAGUGUAAGGAAGAGGCCGUUCCUGCUGAGAUCAGCCCAGGUGGGUGUAACCCUACACACCCCGCAGACCCAUGUGACACCCCUCUCUAUACUCCGGGGUGUAUGGGAGAAGAGAACAGGAUGAUCAGCCAGGAUUAUCAGGCUGUGCCAGGAGACGGGAUGUGUUACCAGCAAUGUAAAGAAGAGGACGUUCCUGCUGAGAUCAGAUCAGGAACUGAGGCCGGUGUAGAGCUGGAUGCUGGUGAUCAUCGGGGGCUGCAGGAAUUCCUCCCAGAGUCCAGUGCAGGUCCGCACGCCUCCUCACACUAUCCUGAGAAGACGCAUCAGUGCUCGGACUGUCAGCAAUGUUUCCCUAAUCAUUCAGAACUCAUCGCCCAUCAGGAAAAAACGCAUAACGCCAGUAAACUGUAUAGAUGCUCAGUUUGUGGAGUGUAUUUCGGCUCCAAAUUGGCUCUUACCGCCCACCAGCGAUGUCACACCAAGGACAAACUGUUUCACUGCUCUUACUGUGGGAAAUCCUUCCAUCAGAGGUCACGUCUACUGUACCAUAAAAGGACUCACACUGGGGAGAUGCCAUUUUCAUGCCCAGAGUGCGGGAGAGGUUUUACCGGCAGGUCUGCCCUUACUGCGCACCAGCGGAUUCACUCCGGCGAGAAGCCAUUUAAGUGCACGGAGUGCGGCAAAUGUUUUGUCCAGAAAGCCGACCUUGUGAAGCAUCAAGGCACUCACACCGGGGAGAAGCCGCUUUCAUGCAUGGAGUGCGGCAGAUGUUUUGCUGAUGGGUCUGCGCUUAUCGUGCAUCAGCGGCUGCACUCUGUCGUGAAAUCUUUUCAGUGCACGAAUUGUAGCAAAUGCUUUGCCACGAGAUCCAGCCUGGUCAAACAUCAACGCAUUCAUUCCGGAGAGAGGCCCUAUCCCUGUCCGGAGUGUGGGAGAUGUUUUACAGCCAAUUCUGCACUUGCCAUGCAUCUGCGGCUACACUCUGGUGAGAAACCUCAUCGUUGCGCGGAAUGCGGCAGGUGCUUUGUCCAGAGUUCCAGCCUUGUCAAGCAUCAGCGCACUCACACCGGGGAGAGGCCGUUUGUGUGUUCCCAGUGCGGCCGCUGCUUUUCUGAUAGCUCGAAUCUUUGGCGACAUCAGAGAGUUCACACCGAUCUUGGUGAAUAAACUGCCCGUCACAUGCAUAGCAAGACUUGUUUACAAACUGGAAAUCAAAAAGUGGAUAUAUUUUCCCGCCAAAUGCAUUAUAAGGUGUAGGGCUGCAAUGUAUGGUUUUCCUGUAUAUAGGGAGAACAUCACUUUAAUUACUUUUCUGUCAUACUAACGUAUAAGCCAGAGUUUUGAUUAUAUAACGUAUAUGAUAAUUGCAAAGAAUUUAUUCUAAAUAUCUUCUUUGUAUUAUUCUACUCAUUUUUAUAGUCAAAACUCUGGAGUAAGACAUCUACGACUGGUGAGGCAGUGCCUCACCUGUCUAUCUUUUCCACAAAUCUCUGAUCAAAACUCAGCAAAUUUCCAUAAGUAUAUACUGCUGCACCUGUGUAUAAUGCCCAGAUAUAUAUACUGCUGCACCUCUGUAUAACGCCCACAUGUAUAUACUGCUCCACCUGUGUAUAACGCCCACAUGUACGUACUGCUGCACCUCUGUAUAACACCCACAUGUACAUACUGCUGCACCUCUGUAUAACGCCCACAUGUACAUACUGCUGCACCUGUGUAUAAAGCCCACAUUUACAUACCGCUGCACCUGUGUAUAAUGCCCACAUGUAUAUACCGCUGCACCUGUGUAUAAUGCUCACAUAUAUAUACCGCUGCACCUGUGUAUAAUGCCCACAUGUAUAUACCGCUGCACCUGUGUAUAAUUCCCACAUGUAUGUACUGCUGCCCCUGUGUAUAAUGCCCACAUGUAUAUACCGCUGCCCCUGUGUAGAAUGCCUACAUGUAUAUACCGCUGCACCUGUGUAUAACGCCCACAUGUAUAUACUGCUGCACCUGUGUAUAAUGCCCACAUGUAUGUACUGCUGCACCUGUGUAUAAUUCCCACAUGUAUGUAAUGUUACACCGGUGUAUAAUGUCCACAUGUAUAUACUGCUGCACUGGUGUAUAAUGCCCACAUGGCACCGGUGUAUAAUGCCCACAUGUAUAUACUGCUGCACCUGUGUAUAAUGCCCAAAUGUAUAUACUGCUGCACCUGUGUAUAAUGCCCAAAUGUAUAUACUGCUGCACCUGUGUAUAAUGCCCACAUGAGCCCUUUGGCUCAUAUAUUGUAUGUUAAUCUGGCUAUGGCACUAGCCAGUGUUUCCUGAGCCAUUUACCUCACCGCAUUUCCCUGCCACAGAAGUACUGUGUAACCUUUGACCUGACACUGGCAGCCCCUCCCUCCUCAUGUAACCCAUGUAAUACAAGUGUAGGCAUUGUCUCUAUUCAGCCACCAUUGUAUUCAUACCCUAGCGUGAUAGCUGAUUUCUGAGUCUACAGUGUGGGAUCAGGCCUUACUAAUAUCUAGGUAAGCUCCGUCUAUAGCUCCAUCUCUAUUAUUACAUCAGUCACCUGACGACGAGGUAAUCGCACCCUGAUGUAUAGAUGUGCCAGAGAGUUGUGACCUUGUCAUACCCGCGGCUGUCAUCUGCCCGUCCUGGUGCCUGCUGUGCAGGUAUCCUGUUACCCACUCACUGUGUGGCUCAGAGGACGUCUGUCCCAUUACACACACUCACCUCUCUAUACCAUGGUAUAAAUGAUAGUACACAGGGACAGGCUAUUUCUCAGCAUGGCUGUGUGGGACCUGUAAUAUCACCAGCAAUGGUACCAUUCCCUGCGGACAGAGCCAGAUUAAAGGGGGGACGCAGGGCAUACUGUACCCCGGGCCCCCUCUUGUCAGGAGGCCCCCCCGGCCAGAGCACACUGACAUCAGUAGCUUUCCCUCUUAAGCAGCAGCAGAACCAGCAGCCAGAAUGCUAGCAGGACAGUAUGCAGUGAAGGCAGAGACACAUGAGUAUCGUGUUUCAUGAGCAAUCGAUACAGCUUUUCAUCCAGAGGAGAGACAGGAGGGUGGAGAGAGCUGUAAGUGACACAGGGAUCCCAGCUUCUCCUCUUCCCUGCUUGGGUGUCUGAGUCUUGUGUAAACUGUUAUGCAACUAAACCAUUUGGGUCUAGCGAUAGAGACAUACACAGAGAGUCCUCCUGAGUCCUGUCCCAGUGUGUAAGUAGUACAGAGGCUGCUGCUAUUCUUGCAUGGGACAAGGUAAAUUGUUUUAUUUUUCUGUGUGUAUUUUAAGGUUAAGUUGUCUUUGUUCCACUACAAUAAAAGUUUAUAAAAUA